GCGGCGCGCGCAGGGCCUGACGGGAGCCACGUCUGUCCCGGUCGGGGACUGAGCCGCUAUUGGCGUCCGCGCCGCGAUCCGGGGGCUGCUGGGAAGAUGGCGGACUCGGUGGCCCGCCGAUGAGGAAGCCGCGGAGGGAGCCCGGCUCCCGGGCCCCGAGACCGACUGAGGGAGCGACCUGCGCGGGGCCUGAGGAGUCAUGGUCUCCAACACCAAACUCCAUGCUUCGAGUCCUGCUCUCUGCCCAGGCCUCUGCUGCUCGGCUCUCUGGCCUGCUGCUGCUCCCGCCAGUACAGCCCUGUUGUCUGGGGCCCGGCAAGUGGGGGGACUGGCCUCCUGGAGGAGGCCUCCAUGCAGGCCCCGUGCAGGGGCUACAGCGGCUUCUGGAACAGGCGAGGAGCCCGGGGGAGCUGCUGCGCUGGCUGGGCCAGAACCCCACCAAGGUGCGCGCCCAUCACUACCCCGUGGCACUUCGUCGUCUGGGCCAGCUCUUGGGGUCUCAGCCACGGCCCCCUCCUGUGGAGCAGGCCACACUACAGGACUUGAGUCAGCUCAUCAUCCGAAACUGCCCCUCCUUUGAUAUUCACACCAUCCACGUGUGUCUGCACCUUGCAGUCUUACUUGGCUUCCCAUCAGAUGGGCCCUUGAUGUGUGCCCUGGAGCAGGAGAGAAGGUUCCGCCUCCCUCCGAAGCCACCUCCCUCUCUGCAACCUGUCCUUCGCGGUGGGCAAAGAUUGGAAGCUGCUCUGAGCUGCCCUCGUUUCCUGAGGCAUCCACGGCAGCAUCUCAUCCGCAGCCUGGCAGAGGCCAGGCCGGAGGAACUGACACCCCACGUGAUGGUGCUCCUGGCCCAGCACCUGGCCCGGCACCGGUUGCGGGAGCCCCAGCUUCUGGAAGCCAUUGCCCAUUUCCUGGUGGUCCAGGAAAUGCAGCUCAGCAGCAAGGUGGUACAGAAGUUGGUCCUGCCCUUUGGGCGGCUGAACUACUUGCCCCUGGAACAGCAGUUUAUGCCCUGCCUUGAGAGGAUCCUGGCUCGGGAAGCAGGGGUGGCUCCCCUGGCUACUGUCAACAUCUUGAUGUCACUGUGCCAGCUGCGGUGCCUGCCCUUCAGGGCCCUGCACUUUGUCUUUUCCCCAGGAUUCAUCAACCACAUCGGUGGCACCCCUCACGCCCUGAUUGUGCGGCGCUACCUCUCCCUGCUGGACGCAGCCGUGGAGCUGGAACUUCCAGGAUACCGGGGUCCCCGCCUUCCCCGAAGGCAGCAAGUGCCCAUCUUCCCCCAGCCACUCAUCACUGACCGUGCCCGCUGCAAGUACAGUCACAAGGAUAUAGUGGCGGAGGGGCUGCGCCAGCUGCUGGGGGAAGAGAAGUACCGGCAGGACCUGACCGUGCCUCCAGGCUACUGCACAGACUUCCUGUUGUGUGUCAGCAGCUCUGGUGCCGUGCUGCCCGUGAGGACCCAGGACCCCUUCCUACCAUACCCUCCCAGGUCCUGUCCCCAGGGCCAGGCUGCCUCUCAGCCCACGACCCACGACCCGGCCCAAAGGGUGGUGCUGAUGCUGCGGGAGCGCUGGCAUUUCUGCCGCGACGGCCGAGUGCUGCUGGGCUCGCGGGCCCUACGGGAGCGGCACCUGGGCCUGAUGGGCUACCAGCUCCUGCCGCUGCCCUUCGAGGAACUGGAGUCACAGAGAGGCCUGCCCCAGCUCAAGAGCUACCUGAGGCAGAAGCUCCAGGCUUUGGGCCUCCGCUGGGGGCCUGAAGGGGGGUGAGGGGGCACACACGGGGCUCAGGAUGACCCUCCGAUGGGGGGUGGACGAUUUGCACUUUGGCUUUCUCUGUUUCGGUUUCUCAUUAAAAUCCCUUUCCUUCCUCA
Panthera uncia (snow leopard) is the source of this 1873-nucleotide messenger RNA. It is a transcript of the gene FASTK, whose product is annotated as Fas activated serine/threonine kinase. The transcript is spliced from 10 exons. Bases 120 to 1769 code for a protein of 549 amino acids. Gene Ontology annotation, cellular component: mitochondrial matrix; ribonucleoprotein granule. Lineage: Eukaryota; Metazoa; Chordata; Mammalia; Carnivora; Felidae. Gene Ontology annotation, molecular function: RNA binding. The record is from RefSeq and is a predicted model, not a curated record. Gene Ontology annotation, biological process: regulation of mitochondrial mRNA stability; mitochondrial RNA processing.